GUCAUCAAGAGGGGACCGCAGAUAAACGAAGAAGGUCGUCGUAUCCGAAGUUGACUCUAGCACUGAGGGUUUCUCGUUUUCCCCUUCUUCUUCUUCUGCACCGUCAUGGGUAACCUUAUGGGGAAUCUCAAAACAGUGGACGGUUACUGGGGUCUUCAAGAUGUUCCGUACGAUCCGGAUGCGAAAACGUACCCGAGACCGAUGAAGAUAACCCGCGAUCCAAUGGAAGGCUUUCCGAGAGGACGGAAACCGAGAGUUGCAGUCGCCACCGAAGAGGAAAUGAUCAGCGCCAAAAUCGAACCGAGGAGACGUGACUACUGCGCUCACAAGUUGAUCGAUUUCAAGACUUGCAGAUAUACUAAAUAUCCCUUCGUUGCGUUAUGUGCCCCCGAAAAGCACGAGUGGGAGCAGUGUGUCUAUGAUGACUACAUAAUCAGACUGAAGGAAGUAGAACGAGAGAUCAGACUGCAAGAACGGGACGCCGCCAGGGCGGCAGCGGCGGCCGGCGUGGCCGCUUAGAUAGGGAAUAUGUUAUAGUGCGAGAGAGAGGCUUCGACCAAUAAAAUGGAGUGUAAAUUGUU
Galendromus occidentalis (western predatory mite) is the source of this 581-nucleotide messenger RNA. RefSeq names its product NADH dehydrogenase (ubiquinone) B18 subunit (gene ND-B18). The record is from RefSeq and is a predicted model, not a curated record. The coding region runs from base 106 to 519 and encodes 137 amino acids. Gene Ontology annotation, cellular component: mitochondrion; respiratory chain complex I. Lineage: Eukaryota; Metazoa; Arthropoda; Arachnida; Mesostigmata; Phytoseiidae. The transcript has 3 exons.